Messenger RNA from Diprion similis, 1432 nucleotides. RefSeq names its product RNA-binding protein with serine-rich domain 1-B-like. Lineage: Eukaryota; Metazoa; Arthropoda; Insecta; Hymenoptera; Diprionidae. Gene Ontology annotation, cellular component: ASAP complex; nucleoplasm; cytoplasm. The transcript is spliced from 5 exons. Gene Ontology annotation, biological process: mRNA splicing, via spliceosome. The coding region runs from base 299 to 1228 and encodes 309 amino acids. Gene Ontology annotation, molecular function: RNA binding. The record is from RefSeq and is a predicted model, not a curated record.
ACCCAUAGCUUAACUGUGUGCUGCCGGCAAGUGACGCUUUUUGCAUAGUGAAAUAAAUACGAAUACUUUUUCGCAUGGAAAAAACUGAAGGGUUAAAUAAUAAAUAUAGUGGUUAUCACUUCUGGUGUUAAUGUUAUCUGAACUAUAAAUUUACGAUAUCUACGCAAUAUCGCGUUCGCGAUACCUUUACCACGAGUAUUUCGCUCACAACUGGAAAGUGGACAGCAGAUCGUCACGUCCAUUUUAUGAUAGGAAAUAUAGGCAGUAAAACAUAUCUUCUGUUCAACCACCGGUAACCAUGGCACGUAGCCGCAAGGACAGCGCUGGCAAGAGUGAUUCAGAAGCCACCGACAAGGAAAACAAGAAAGAAAGAGGGCGAGAAAAGAAGAAGCGUGCUGCUUCUUCGUCGAGUAGUGGUUCUAGUUCAUCAGACAGUAGCUCAGCUUCUUCAAGUUCAUCUAGUGGCAGCAGUUCCAGAUCGAGCUCCUCGUCUAGUUCGUCGUCUAGUAGCUCUGGGAGUUCAUCAGCAAGUUCCCGAGACAGAGGUCGCAAAAGAAGCCGAAGUAAGAGCGCGGAUGUCUCAAGAAAACAUGACAAUAAGGAGAAAGAACGAGAAAAGGAAAGAGACAAAGAUAAGAAGAAGUCUGGUAAUGCAGUGGCCGAAAAGCCGAAGCCGAAAGCUCGUUCCAGGUCGCAUUCACCCCGGCGAAAACGCAGAGAACGUUCUCCAACCCCAAGGCCGACAAAAAUUCAUAUUGGAAGGCUGACACGCAAUGUUACCAAGGAGCACAUUGUUGAAAUAUUCUCUACUUAUGGAGUCAUAAAAAUGGUAGAUUUUCCACUAGAUAGAUUACAUCCUCCAAGUGGCAAGGGUUUUGCUUAUGUGGAAUUUGAAACUGCAGACGAAGCGGAAAAUGCUAUGAAACACAUGGAUGGAGGCCAAAUAGACGGACAGGAAAUAACCGCAGCGCCAGUAUUGCUGCCAAAGCCAAGGCCGCUUCCCAUGCGCAGGAUGUCUCCUCCCAUGGGACGGCGUCCCCCUAUAAGAUGGGGCGGUGGAGGUCGUAACUCGCCACCACGUUACCGAAGACGUUCUCCACCAUUGAAUCGUCGCAGAAGUCCCCCACCUCCUCGCCGCAGACCAAGAACGCGCUCCCGAAGCCCUCCGUCCAAUCCCCGUCAUCGUCAUCGUCGUUAUACAAGAUCCAGUUCAAGUAGCUCUCGAUAAAUGUCAAUUGACCGUGUAACUUGAUUUUGCAUAAUUUUUUACAUUGGAAUUAUUGUAACAUCUGGUGUAAUCAAAUAAUUAUGGAUAAGGAAUGAAAUUGAGUAUUGUAAUUUCUCUGACGGGCCUGAGUAACCAGCUUCAUUGAUCAACUCUUGAUCAAUGUUGCCAGGUGACAUAUUUCAAAUAAAGGUCGAUGUAAUAGUU